Messenger RNA from Harpegnathos saltator (Jerdon's jumping ant), 718 nucleotides. RefSeq names its product ribosomal protein L9 (gene RpL9). The coding region runs from base 123 to 695 and encodes 190 amino acids. Gene Ontology annotation, biological process: cytoplasmic translation. The record is from RefSeq and is a predicted model, not a curated record. Gene Ontology annotation, molecular function: structural constituent of ribosome; rRNA binding. Gene Ontology annotation, cellular component: ribosome; cytosolic large ribosomal subunit. The transcript is spliced from 4 exons. NCBI's taxonomy places the organism in Eukaryota, Metazoa, Arthropoda, Insecta, Hymenoptera, Formicidae.
GAAACUGAUGUAGCCGAAAUCAGAAGAAACAUGCUAUUCUAUGUUACUGUCACUUAAAGGAUUAAUACCACGUUUCUCAAACAGCCUCUGUCUUUCCUGGGUAUUUUGUGCUGGAUUGAAGAAUGAAGCAGAUAGUAACAAAUCAAACAGUUAAAAUCCCAGAGGGAUUGACUGUUACAGUUAAAUCUCGUCUGGUAACUGUCAAAGGACCAAGAGGUGUUUUAAAACGAUCAUUCAAACACCUUGCACUUGAUAUUCGUAUGGUCAGUCCAAGGUUAUUGAAAGUUGAAAAAUGGUUUGGUACGAAAAAGGAAUUAGCUGCUGUUCGUACUGUAUGUUCUCAUAUUGAGAACAUGCUUAAAGGUGUCACAAAAGGAUACCAGUACAAGAUGCGAGCUGUAUAUGCUCAUUUUCCUAUUAAUUGUGUUACAACGGAGAAUAAUACAGUCAUAGAAAUCCGUAAUUUUUUGGGUGAGAAGUAUAUAAGGCGUGUUAAAAUGGCACCUGGAGUGACUGUGGUAAACUCUUCCAAACAGAAGGAUGAGCUUAUCAUUGAAGGAAAUUCUUUAGAAGAUGUAUCACGUUCUGCUGCUCUUAUUCAACAGUCAACAACAGUGAAGAACAAGGAUAUCAGAAAGUUCUUGGAUGGACUUUAUGUAUCUGAAAAAACCACGGUUGUACAAGAUGAUGAAUAAAUCCCCCAAUAUUAUUAAUUUUA